UUGAAGAUGGGAAGAGGAAAAGUUGAAUUAAGAAAAAUAGAGAAUAAAAUAAAUAGACAAGUAACAUUUUCAAAGAGAAGAGGUGGAUUAGUGAAAAAAGCUCAUGAAAUUUCAGUUUUAUGUGAUGCUGAAGUUGCUUUAAUUGUUUUCUCUCAAAAGGGAAAAAUCUUUGAGUAUUCUUCUGAUUCAUGUAUGGAACAAAUUCUUGAACGAUAUGAAAGAUACUCAUAUGCAGAGAGACGUUUGCUUGCAAAUAAUUCUGAAUCACCGGUGCAGGAAAACUGGAGCUUGGAAUAUACUAAACUCAAGGCUAGGAUUGAUCUCCUUCAAAGGAACCACAAGCAUUAUAUGGGAGAAGAUCUUGAUUCAAUGAGCUUGAAGGACUUGCAAAACUUGGAACAACAGCUUGAUUCUGCUCUUAAGCUAAUUCGAUCGAGAAAGAACCAACUCAUGCAUGAAUCAAUCUCUGAACUGCAGAAAAAGGAAAGAGCUAUCCUAGAGGAGAAUAACAUGCUAACCAAGAAGAUUAAGGAGAAGGAUAAGAUAGUAGAACAGCAAGGUGAAUGGCACCAGCAAACUAAUCAAGUUUCUACUUCAACAUCUUUCCUCUUACAACCACAUCAAUGCCUAAAUAUGGGAGGUAAUUACCAAGAUGAAGUAGCAGAAGCAAGGAGGAAUAAUGAGCUUGACCUAAAUCUUGAUUCAUUAUAUCCACUUUACAACAUGAAUAAACAUCUAUGAAUAAUUUCACUCUUUGCUAAUCGCUUGAAACGUUGAAAGGAGCUCACUAUCAGGACAGACAAAUGAGUAUAAGCGAUUAGCGAUAAAAACUCUAUGCGAGAGGAAAUUAUAUAUGAUGUUAAUUAAUCUAUGCUUGAGAAAUUCUUAAUUAUAUAUAUUGAGUGUCUUUAUAUUGAUAUGCAUGUAUAGAACCUUAUUAUUAUGAAUUUCUAUGUAUUAAUGUUUUAAGUAUGUUAAAACUUAAUUGUAAAUGGAAUCAAGUCCAUUCUCUUUGUAU
Messenger RNA from Solanum lycopersicum (tomato), 1018 nucleotides. RefSeq names its product MADS-box transcription factor MADS-MC (gene MADS-MC). Gene Ontology annotation, cellular component: nucleus. NCBI's taxonomy places the organism in Eukaryota, Viridiplantae, Streptophyta, Magnoliopsida, Solanales, Solanaceae. The record is from RefSeq and is marked validated. Gene Ontology annotation, biological process: positive regulation of transcription by RNA polymerase II. Gene Ontology annotation, molecular function: DNA-binding transcription factor activity, RNA polymerase II-specific; RNA polymerase II cis-regulatory region sequence-specific DNA binding; protein dimerization activity.